Coregonus clupeaformis (lake whitefish) is the source of this 1544-nucleotide messenger RNA. RefSeq names its product DNA damage-binding protein 2. Gene Ontology annotation, cellular component: Cul4-RING E3 ubiquitin ligase complex; nucleus. The transcript has 11 exons. Gene Ontology annotation, biological process: response to UV; DNA repair. The coding region runs from base 138 to 1544 and encodes 468 amino acids. Gene Ontology annotation, molecular function: damaged DNA binding; protein binding. Lineage: Eukaryota; Metazoa; Chordata; Actinopteri; Salmoniformes; Salmonidae. The record is from RefSeq and is a predicted model, not a curated record.
AAACACUGGAGUUUGACUUAUGUAAAGGACUUCUCACGUGUGGCGUGUGCAUGAAAAUAACAAUACCACGAAGAAAAAGGAGCUCUACUAAAUAACUCCUGCAUCGAUUCGAUAUUGCACUGUUUACACAGUCAGAAAUGGCACGGGCAAAGAAGGCUCCUUCAGAAGCAUCUAAGUCGAAGCAGAAGUCGAGGAAGCAGGAUGGAGAAACUUCUGGGGCUGCAGGACAAACCAUCUCCAAGAAGCUACGGCAAAAGAUGGACGGGAAGACCACAUUGAAAACAGGGCCUGUUUUCCCAACCACCAUGACCAAAGGUUCAGUUCAGAAGAGAAGUGGACCAGGAAGCAUCCUGCACUACAUUUACCAGAGUACACUGGGGCAGAGCCUUCAUUCUCAGAUGAGACAGUGUCUCCAGGAGCCGUUUGUGCGUUCCCUGUCCUCCUAUAAGCUCCACCGUACAGCCAGUCCCUUCGACCGGCGGGUCACCUGUCUGGAGUGGCACCCCACACACCCCACCGUCCUGGCGGUCGGCUCCAAGGGAGGAGACAUAGUCCUCUGGGACUACAGCGUGCUCAACAAGACCAGCUUCAUACAAGGGGUUGGUCCUGGAGGCUCUAUAACAGCUUUGAAGUUUAACCCAUACAACACCACUCAGCUGUUCACCUCAUCUAUCAGGGGAACCACCACACUGCAGGAUUUCAAUGGGACCACUCUCCGCGUGUUUACCAACACAGAGUCAUGGGAUCUGUGGUACUGCUGUGUAGAUGUGUCGUUGAGCAGACAGAUGCUGGUGACAGGAGACAACAUAGGACGAGUCUUAUUGCUGGGCAUUGAUGGACACCAGAUCUUCAACGAGAAGUUGCACAAGGCUAAAGUGACCCAUGCUGAAUUCAACCCUCGCUGCGAUUGGUUGAUGGCGACAGCGUCUGUUGACCACACGGUGAAGCUAUGGGACCUGCGGAACAUCAAAGAUAAGAACAGUUUCCUCCACGAGAUGGUUCAUGACAAAGCUGUUAACUCGGCCUACUUUAACCCAGUGGACUGCUCCAAACUCCUGACCACUGACCAGUAUGACCAGAUCAGGGUGUACUCCUCUUCUGAUUGGUCAACUCCUCAGCAGAUUAUCCAGCACCCACACAGACAGUUUCAGCACCUCACACCGAUCAAGGCCUCGUGGCACCCCCUCUAUGACCUGAUGGUGGUUGGGCGGUACCCUGAUGAGAGGGUGUGUCCAGGUGCCCUGAGGACCAUCGAUAUCUACGACGCCAACACGGGAGAGCUGGCAUGCCAACUACUGGACCACAACGCCCCUGGGAUCAUAUCGGUCAACAAGUUCAAUCCAAUGGGAGAUGUUUUAGGAUCUGGAAUGGGAGUGAACAUCCUAGUGUGGAACAGAGGUGAGACGUUGGCUGGUAAGCAGCAGAGAGGAGAGCUACAACAGGAAGCAGGAGUCCAGGUUGGCAGAGAUAGAGGCCAGCGGGGAGAAGGCGGGAGGCUCGGAGGGGGGAGACGGGGGAGGAUGAGGACGACAUUGGGAAGCUGA